Capsella rubella is the source of this 2294-nucleotide messenger RNA. Its product is annotated as pentatricopeptide repeat-containing protein At1g51965, mitochondrial. Gene Ontology annotation, molecular function: protein binding. The record is from RefSeq and is a predicted model, not a curated record. The coding region runs from base 28 to 1989 and encodes 653 amino acids. Lineage: Eukaryota; Viridiplantae; Streptophyta; Magnoliopsida; Brassicales; Brassicaceae. The transcript is spliced from 2 exons.
CAUCAAGAAAGAAGGAAACGCCGCAAAAUGAAGCUUCUUCGCCGCCGUUUCUUUAACCCCGUCGAUACAAUCACCCGAGCAAACCGCCGACAAUACGCCACAAAAUAUGUCGCUAAAGUCACUUCAUCAUCACCCUCAGGCCGAUCUCUCUCUGCCGAAGUUUCUCUUCCUAAUCCUCUCCCCGCCGACGUGCGUGGCUACCCUCUACCUCGCCGUCAUCUCAUCUGCAGAGCCACCAAUCUCAUCACUGGUGCCACUAAUAUCUCCGAUGCUUUCUCUGAUCUCUCUGAUUACCUCUCUUCUCUCUCACUCUCACUCACUCCCGACGAAGCUUCAGAGAUUCUCAAAUCCCUUAAUUCACCUAAACUCGCCGUCGAGUUUUUCAAAUUCGUCCCUUCUCUUUGCCCUAACUCACACAAUGACCCUUUCCUUCACAACCGCAUCAUUUUGAUCCUCUCUAGGUCAAAUCUCCCAGACAGAUUCGAUCGUGUUCGUUCGAUUCUUGACUCCAUGGUUAAAUCUAACGUUUCUGGGAAUAUAUCAACUGUGAAUAUCUUAAUUGGUUUCUUCGGUGACACCGAAGAUUUACAAAUGUGUUUAAGAUUGGUGAAGAAAUGGGAGUUGAAGAUGAACUCUUUCACUUACAAGUGUCUCCUUCAAGCUUACUUAAGAUCUCGUGAUUCUUCUAAAGCGUUUGAUGUGUAUUGUGAGAUUAGAAGAGGAGGACAUAAGCUUGACAUAUUUGCUUACAAUAUGUUGCUUGAUGCUUUAGCUAAAGAUGAAAAGAUUGAUCAGGCUUGUAAAGUUUUCGAAGAUAUGAAGAAGAUGCAUUGUAGAAGAGAUGAGUAUUCGUACACGAUUAUGAUCAGGACUAUGGGGAGGAUUGGGAAGUAUAAUGAAGCCGUUGGUUUAUUCAAUGAGAUGAUAACUGAAGGGCUUAUGCUUAAUGUUGUUGGUUAUAAUACUCUGAUGCAAGUUCUUGCAAAAGGCAAAAUGGUUGAUAAGGCAAUUCAGGUUUUCUCUAGGAUGGUUGAAACGGGUUGCCGACCGAACGAGUAUACUUAUAGUUUGGUUUUGAAUCUCUUAGUAGCUGAAGGUCAGCUUGUGAAGUUAGAUGGAAUUGUGGAGAUGUCGAAAAGAUAUAUGACUCAAGGAAUAUAUUCUUAUUUGGUUAGAACGCUAAGCAAAUUAGGGCAUGUAAGUGAGGCUCACCGCCUAUUCUGUGAUAUGUGGAGCUUCCCUGUGAAAGGAGAGAGAGAUAGUUACAUGUCGAUGCUAGAGAGUUUGUGCGGUGCGGGUAAAACCAUUGAAGCUAUAGAGAUGUUGAGCAAGAUUCAUGAGAAAGGUGUAGUUACUGAUACUAUGAUGUACAAUACUGUGUUCUCCGCACUAGGAAAGCUAAAGCAAAUAUCUCAUAUUCAUGAUCUCUUCGAGAAAAUGAAAAAGGAUGGUCCUUGUCCGGAUAUAUUCACCUACAAUAUUCUUAUAUCUAGUUUUGGUCGGGUAGGAGAAGUUGAUCAUGCUAUUAAUAUCUUUGAAGAGCUUGAGAAGAGUGACUGUAAACCCGACAUUGUUUCUUAUAACUCUUUGAUCAAUUGUCUGGGGAAGAACGGUGAUGUUGAUGAAGCCCAUGUGAGAUUCAAGGAGAUGCAAGAAAGAGGAUUAGACCCUGAUGUGGUUACAUACAGUACUCUGAUGGAGUGUUUUGGGAAAACAGAGAGAGUCGAAAUGGCAUAUAGAUUGUUUGAAGAGAUGCUUGUUAAAGGAUGUCAACCGAACAUUGUGACGUACAACAUUAUGCUUGAUUGUCUGGAGAGGAGCGGGAGAACCGCGGAAGCAGUUGAUCUGUACACAAAGAUGAAACAGCAAGGACUCACACCUGAUUCAAUUACUUACACUGUUCUUGAACGGUUGCAAUCUGGCUCUCACGGAAAAUCCCGUAUCCGUAGGAAGAAUCCAAUAACUGGUUGGGUGGUUAGCCCUUUGUAAUUCAGCGAAAUGAGGUUUGAGUAUGAUCCUUAGCUGAAGAAUGGAAACUGCCAAUUCUUGAGUUUCUAAUGCACUUCCACAAAUACUGUUUCUCACUGUAUUACUCUGCUUGAUGAUCAUGUUAGUAUUAUAAUCUGGGGAGUGCUGGCAAGUUUGUGUCAGUACUGAAAAUUUUGAACUAAGAGAAUAACACAUUGGUGCUUGAAGGCUUUGCUCUUAGACUAUUGUAAUGUGUUACUAAUGGACCUAAUGGUUGAUGAGGUCUUAGAAAUUUUCUGAAUGAGAAGAACUACAUUUUCAAGAAA